GUGACACCGAUGUAAACGACAAGGGUGGACCGGGGGCAAAAAAGGAAAAGGGGGAUCCCCCGAUUUCGUACCCCCGAUAUUUCAGCUAGUUCGCCAUCGAAAGCGAACUCGCGAUUCCAGUUCUGAGCGGGCCGGCCGAGCAUUCGCAUCGUCUUCCAAAGACGCGUUUCGAGGCAGGCUCAACCGAAGUUGACAGAAAAGGGACGAAAAGAAUAUAGAGAAAACAGAAAACGACCGUCUAGGAAGGCGAUAUAAAGAGAAAAGGAAUCGCCGUUGUCCUCAUCCUCGAGCGAAAUAAUCACGAGAGCAAUUUCCUUCAGGGGAACGUGAUCGAUGACCGUGUUGUCGCCACGACCGCCAGGAUCGAGAGAAAUCAACUCUUGAUCGGCCCCUAUCUCUGGAUCCGAAAAUUGAACCGCGAAUCUGAGUGCAUUUGAUCUUCACCUGGAGAGGAACAGCUACGCUCCAUUCGGAAAUGCCGCCCGUUUGACGCGAACGUUGCGUGAAGGACCAGGAGUGCCCCAGUGACAGUGCAUAGAAUACUCUGAACUGAAGUUCCGAAAUCGACCGUUUCACCCGUGUAGUCUAUUCUAAACUUCUAUUUUCCUAUCGUCUCCUGUCCGUCGAACGUUCCCGCCGGAAACUCGCGAGGAAGCAGGCGAAGGAGAGGGGCUCGUGUUAUCGGGGACCGGAAGUUCUGAAUACAGACAGUGUUCUAAGAUCGAAGAUCGUUUGGGAACAGAAGCUCUGUUAUGUAUUCGCGGUAGUCGUACGAGGUGUGGAGGAACACGCGAGAAAGAAAACCGGAAGCGACGGAACUUCUUCAAGGCCAGGUGACGGAGAUCUAGCACAAAAUGACGGAAGCAUCGAGAGAACCCGAGCUCGGGGAUCCUGAAAAUCCCGACAAAACCGCGUUAAAUGUGACGUCCAGCAAGCAAAAACCGCUCCCGGAACGUGGCACAUGGAGCACUAAAUUAGACUUUAUCUUGAGCGUGGUCGGUUUGGCGAUCGGUUUGGGAAACGUCUGGAGAUUUCCGUAUCUCUGUUAUAAAAAUGGCGGGGGCGCUUUUUUAAUACCAUACUUCCUAACGCUGGUGCUCGCUGGAAUCCCAAUGUUCUUCAUGGAGCUAGCCCUCGGCCAAAUGCUCACCGUUGGUGGCCUCGGUGUCUUCAAGAUAGCGCCGCUGUUUAAAGGCAUCGGAUACGCAGCCGCCGUCAUGUCCUGCUGGAUGAACGUCUAUUACAUCGUCAUCCUUGCUUGGGCAAUCUUCUACUUCUUCAUGUCCAUGCGAAGCGAGCUACCAUGGGGAAGCUGCAACAACUACUGGAACACGAGGUACUGUGUGAAUCCUUACGACAGAGACUCGUUGCCUUGCUGGGGCAAAUCGACCAGGCACCAUAAGUCACAGAUAUGGCACAUCGUUCAGAUAUGUUCCGUGAACGGUACUAAUGUCUCGGUCACGGACCUCACUGACCCGGUGAAAGAGUUCUGGGAACGCCGAGCGCUGCAGAUCAGCGAGGGCGUAGAGCACGUAGGGAACAUCCGCUGGGAACUGGCCGGUACGUUGCUAUUGGUCUGGAUCCUUUGCUACUUCUGCAUCUGGAAAGGCGUUAAGUGGACCGGGAAGGUCGUUUACUUCACCUCCCUUUUCCCGUACGUCUUGUUAAUGAUCCUUUUGAUUCGUGGGAUCACUUUGCCCGGCGCCAUGGAGGGCAUUCGAUUCUACAUCAGUCCGAAUCUCUCAAAACUAAAAGAGUCCGAGGUGUGGAUAGAUGCGGUUACCCAAAUUUUCUUCUCGUACGGUUUGGGUUUGGGUACCCUGGUAGCGCUUGGUAGCUACAAUAAAUUCACGAACAACGUCUACAAGGAUGCUUUGAUUGUAUGUUCUGUGAAUUCGUCAACGAGCAUGUUCGCUGGUUUCGUGAUUUUCUCCGUGGUGGGCUUCAUGGCUCACGAACAGCAAAAACCGGUGGCAGAGGUCGCCGCUUCUGGUCCUGGAUUGGCCUUUCUAGCUUACCCUUCUGCGGUUCUUCAACUUCCUGGAGCGCCGCUAUGGUCGUGCUUAUUCUUCUUCAUGCUCCUUCUCAUCGGUUUGGAUUCGCAAUUCUGUACCAUGGAAGGAUUUGUUACUGCUAUGGUGGACGAGUGGCCACAGCUACUUCGCCGACGCAAGGAAAUCUUCAUAGCGAUCGUUUGCGUACUCUCUUACAUUAUAGGGCUCUCUUGUAUCUCUCAAGGUGGCAUGUACGUCUUCCAAAUUCUGGACUCGUACGCCGUUUCCGGUUUCUGUCUUCUAUUCUUAAUUUUCUUCGAAUGCAUCUCAAUAAGCUGGGCCUUCGGCGUCGACCGAUUUUACGAUGCCAUCAGGGAUAUGAUUGGAUAUUAUCCCCUGAUGUGGUGGAAACUUUGUUGGACGUUCACCACUCCAUUGAUCUGCGUUGGGGUCUUCAUCUUCAAUCUGGUACAAUGGACACCUGUCAAGUAUUUGGAUUAUGAGUAUCCAUGGUGGUCACACGUACUCGGCUGGAUGACCGCCUUAUCAUCCAUGUUGUGCAUACCCGGUUACAUGGUCUACGCAUGGAAGACAACGCCAGGAGACUUUUUAACGAAAUUCAAGUUGUUGGUACGAAUAGAAGAUGACGUGGCAACUCUGCGAAUGAAAAUGGGCCAGCCAUCGCUCGAGUUAACACCCCUUUAACUGCUACCGGUUUUUCUCGAUUCCUGAAGGAAUUAAUCGUUCCGAUUUUAAAUAUUCCUCCCUGGCUAUCAUUAAUUUAACAAGCUAACCAACGUCAUUAUUAUUCUCCUACGGCUAUCGUGUCUCGUCAAUGCAAAGAGAACGUUUAUCGUGUUCCUCAAUACGAGCAAAAUUCGUAUUAUUUCAACGGGACAUUGUUUUUCUUCCUUCUCCCACCCCCACUCCCUUUUGUAUUAUUACUAAUCGACCAGUUAUUGUUAGUUUGUUAGAUUUUAGUUCGCGGGACACGGGGGCUCUCGUUAACAGAAGAAGAAAAAGUAUGAAACGACUAAAGUGUUCAGAAAUCGCGUCUGGUAUGUUAACGUAAGCGUAUUUGUUAGUUGUAUUUAUAUAAGUACAAGAAAUUCUCGGUUUACGCGAAUAGUUCGCAAAAGCAGCUGUAAUUAUUGUUAUUUAUUAUCAUCAGACUGCAAACGUUUGUCUAAUAGACCUUUAUGGACUAAUUUACUGCAGAUUAAAUAAAACAGAAAUUUGUUUAGUCCAUAAUAAGGUUUCAAAUAAUAUGAAAAUUUUAUUCGAUUUUGUUUUGCUUUUCGCUGUACUUUAUUUUAGUCAGCUAUCUGUGGUGCAAUGCGUGCAAUCCACAGUUUAAUUAGUAUUAUUAUCAACGUCUCUAUUAGAACUCUAUAAAAUUACGCGGCUACUCGCGUAAGCCUGAUCGCAGAUUUAACUGCUAACUUAUUUUAGCGGUAUCGGACGUGUACGAUAAAUGAAAAUAACUGCAUAUUUUGAAUUUUAGUUACAAAAUACACGUAUCUGCGCUGCCAUAAUUAUUACUAGACUGCGAAUAUUUAUGAGAAGCCAAAUGUUUGUUAAUAAAUUAUCAAAAGCGAAAGAUACAAAGAAAAAUUGAUUUUCUUUAUUGAUGAUUCUAUUCAUUCCGCAACAAAAUUAACUAUUUACAAAAUCAGUUAAACACGUUUUUGAAAUUCUUUUAUAUUAUGUUUUGUAUAUGCCAAUAUAUUAUAAACGCGUAAAAUUCGUAGUCUAGUUGUUAUACUUUAUCGUUGAAUCGAACGAUGAGCUGUAUUAUUUUUUUCGCCUUACGAUUACAAAAGUAAAAGGAAAAAAUAUCGCGGUGUACGGGAGAUUUCUCGGAAAAUGUUCGUGCAAAUUUUAUUCUUAAUAAAAAUCGUAGAGUCGCGUAGAACCAAUAUAUCUAUUAUUGUUAAUUACUAGUAAGAAGUCAUACAGACGCGUAUUAGAUUUAGUCCCUAAAUAUUUAAAACGUGUUUCGAAUAAAAUUCAACUGUAUAUUUAAUUGAAAA
Nomia melanderi (Alkali bee) is the source of this 4027-nucleotide messenger RNA. RefSeq names its product GABA neurotransmitter transporter-1A (gene Gat-a). Gene Ontology annotation, cellular component: neuron projection; plasma membrane. Lineage: Eukaryota; Metazoa; Arthropoda; Insecta; Hymenoptera; Halictidae. The record is from RefSeq and is a predicted model, not a curated record. Gene Ontology annotation, molecular function: gamma-aminobutyric acid:sodium:chloride symporter activity. Gene Ontology annotation, biological process: sodium ion transmembrane transport; nitrogen compound transport; amino acid transport.